AUGAUUAAUAAUUUAUAUUCGGAAUUUAACAUUAAACAAAAUGAUAAAGAUAUUCAAGAUGAUAAAAUAUUUCAAAAAUCUUUAUCAAUCGAAUUUAAUAAUUCAUUUAAUGAUAAAUUUAUAUUAGAUUUAUUUUAUUAUUUUUAUGAUUUAUAUAAUUCUCAUUUUAUGACAGGAUAUGUUGCCAAUAUGUUAAAACAAUAUUUUAAAGAUAAUAAGGUAGACCCUAUAGAAGUUUUCAAUCAUUUAAUUCAUUAUAAGAAUCAAUCUUAUUUUACUAGUAUGAUUGGUUACCUUUAUCAAUUUGGUAUUG
Messenger RNA from Scutellospora calospora, 313 nucleotides. NCBI's taxonomy places the organism in Eukaryota, Fungi, Glomeromycota, Glomeromycetes, Diversisporales, Gigasporaceae. The record is from the annotation of a GenBank genome assembly.